This is a messenger RNA of Ctenocephalides felis (cat flea), 4077 nucleotides long. RefSeq names its product cilia- and flagella-associated protein 61-like. The record is from RefSeq and is a predicted model, not a curated record. Gene Ontology annotation, molecular function: oxidoreductase activity. Bases 1 to 4077 code for a protein of 1358 amino acids. The transcript is spliced from 27 exons. Lineage: Eukaryota; Metazoa; Arthropoda; Insecta; Siphonaptera; Pulicidae.
AUGAUGCGCUGCACUUUUGAUAAUUUUGGGCUGUGCAUUCGAAAUUCACCAUUGCCAGUAAGAAAAUCCGAAUUGAUUAUAAAAGAAGCUUGCCGAGUGAAAAGUGCAGCAGCUCCUAUGCAUUUGGAUCUUGGCGUACUAGAAUUGCCACCAGUAUCUAAAUGGAGACAAUCUGAACACCAGGAUGCUCCAAGGAUCAAGGCUUUGGAAGUUCCUGGUACAUUUGCAAUGUUUGGUGCUGAAGAUGUACAUAUUCAUAUAGAAAAGGCUUACAGUUGCAUAAGCUUAUUCAACGAAGAACAAGAAAUUAUUGCAAGUUUAGCAUUGUACGAUUUUCCAAAUAUUCCUGCUUUAUCCAAAUGCUGGUGGGAAGAUUGGAUGAAAUCAAAAUAUCAAUUGCAUGAAGUUACUGUGUGGAAUACGUUAUUCAUCAACUAUCUAGUUUGGGACUCAAGAUACAAUAAUGAUUUUAUGAAGUUUUUGAUCGAAUCCAUAUUUCUUCAUAACUUAACUACCAAUCACAUAAUCAUUGUAUCACCACCAGGCAACUGUUCAAGUUUUUUUCCUGGUGAUACACUGUUGGACGAAUACUUCACCCGAUUGCUACCUGAAGGAUAUACUGAUUUCGACAAAGUGCAAACAAUUUACAUUUGUUUGAGAGAAUCACAUGUGCCCAGAUUGAAAAUCAGAAGAGGAAUGGAAGAAGAUAAUGAUGACAUAGUGCCAAUCUUAGAUGCACAAUGUCCACUUCUUCGAGAAACUUAUGGAGAUUAUUACAUAGCUGAGUUGGUUGCGGCAGCUGAUCAGAUAUCCAGGAGACUAAUCGUUGCAGAGAAAAAUGAUCGCGCCGUAGGAGUAAUCUGUCUCAACCCAGAAUUGGAUUACGAUAUUUUAAAUGAAAGUUUCGAGUUGGUUCCAUUCAAUGGUCUCCGUAAAUUGCCAAGAAGCUCAGAUGAAAAUGAUACCAAUGAUUAUGUGUCAGGAGAUGAAGAAGUACAUGGAAGUAAUAUUACUAAAACACCUUCAGAAGAUAAUAGCGCUACUUUGAUGACGACUUCUAUGGAUAGUGCACCCCUUUCAAGAAAAUCUAGCAAUACACAGUCAAAUAAAUCCAUAACCAGUGGCAAAAAUGAAUCCAAACCGAUUAGAAAUCGAUAUAGAAAACAUUGUCUUGGAGAAGAAAUGGUAUGCGAUGAGUUUGUGGCUGAAUUUGGCGAAGAGCAAACUACCAGUGGACCAAGUUUUGAUAGCUUAUCAUUUAUGACCCCAGAAGACUACCACGGUUAUAGUAUUAAUAUGCUUUCGCACGUGCCCAGAACACCAACAUCAGUAGCCCCGUCUUUACGUAAAUUUUUCUCUGGAAUGGACGUCGAUAGUGAUGCUGAACUUUACACCCGACGGCCGUCAUCUACCCGAUUGCCCCGUUUUGCUGGAAAACCGAACGCAUUUGUCAUAGAAUUAUUUGCUUUGCGAGAUGACAUGGAUCCACGAUUAGGAUUCGAUUUUCUAUUAGCAGCUUUUGAAGUAUUUCCUGAACUUGAAUUUGGGAUACUAACAGUACCUUCGGAAUAUCCUCCGUUUCCAUUUCUAGAUCAUUUUACGAAAGCAACUCCACGAACUGUGAAAACUUUUGAUCAUGAACUAUAUAUUACACAUAAAAAUACUAUUCUUUGUCCAUUAAUAGUGCGUGAGGCUGAAAUGGGUGACAUGAAUGGACUUAUAAGCUUACUAUCAUCAGUCCGGAGAAGAGAGGACAUACUCGAUGAAUUCGAGGCGGCGGUAUCAUUCUCGGAAAAGGGUUGCGAUGACCUCGAAGAAGUGCAACCAUUCCAAUGCCCCUUGAGGGCUUUCGUCGCCCACAGUAAUGGAACUUUAGUCGGUGUCGCUAUAAUAACGCCUGAAAAUGAUGCAGAAUAUUUAAAGGCUCACUACAAUUUAGAUCAUCAUAUAAGUUAUGCCUAUCACAAAGAUCAGGCUAUUCUCAGACAUAUGGUACUGGGAGCAAUAUUUCAACCCCAUUCUAAAUUUUUCUUGAAGGAAAUUAUAAGAUUGAGCGACGUUUCGUUGCUCUAUUAUUGUUUGUAUCCACCUGAAGUCGAGGAACCAGAGUGCAGUCUAAUCACCUGCAUUUCCAAUAUGAUUCCAAUUAAACCCAGAAAGAAAAUCCAUUACGACAAAGUGGCUUUGGGUAAAUUAAUGCCAUCAGAUGCUAUCACAAGAAUUGAAAAACCAUUUGCCUUAUAUUAUGCGGGUAAUAAAACCGUGGCUUCUACUAAGUUGUUAAUAAAUACUCAAAUAGUGAUAGUCGGUGCUGGAGAUACAGCUAUGGCAUUUUUAGAAGGACUAUUUUUUUCGCCGUCUUCCCAACGGAUCCAAUUUGAUAAUGUGACUGUGGUGUCGCCACAUGGAUUCCCACAUUCUAAAAACGAAUAUGCUGCUCGUGACCACAUGUUUCCAUUCACAGGACGUUAUGACUUGAAUUAUUCCAGAAGUAUAUCUCUCCGAACUUACACGAAUGUAAUCAUGGCCGCAAUGAACGCCAUAGACAGAUAUAAUAAACGAAUAAUUUUGGACGAUGGAACUGCUGUAAACUAUGACAUGCUAUUUUUGUUUUGUGGAGCUCAAUAUCCAAGAACUCCUGCAUUAAAAAAUGCUCCCAUGGAGUUGCAACCGAGAAAUGUAUUUUAUAUAAAUACCGAAACUGAUGCAGCAAUUGCUUUACGAACUCUAGAGGAAAUGUUUGAAGAUGAUGACAUACAAUGUCAAAAUGUAAUAGUAUACGGCGAUUCUUUAGAAGCCUACUGCUGCUUGAACGCACUUCUAGAAUUUGGAAUAAAUCCAGAAAAUUUAUAUUUUGUAGAAUGCUUUCCAAAACGUGAUAGCGAAUGUAUGGUUUCAAUAUUUAAUGAUAAUGAAGUAGACGAAUUGGUGCAAAAAUCAAUAGAGUAUACAGGCAUCCAGUUUUUCCCGAAUCAUUAUUACAUGUCCUGGGUGCUGGAUAGAGAAACUAACAUGAUUAUUUCAGCGAAGUUCGAGUCGCGAUUUAAAAUGGCUGAUAUACCUUGCGCUGCAAUGUUUUACUACGGCACGCGACUGGUCAGCACGAAAACAUUUACAGCUAUAAAUCGAGCUGGACUGGUAUACGAUGGGCGUUUGGUGAUAGAUAAUGAUUGCAAGACAAAUGAUCCGAAUAUCUGGGCGGCUGGGAGAAUGACAAAGUAUGCAAGGAAAUAUUAUGCAGAUUCGCACAAUCACGAGCAUUAUAACUCCAUGGAAAUUGGCGGAAAACUGGCACAACGUGUAGUCAGAAUGCUCGACCCAAGUAUUCCAUUCAAUAACACUGAAACAAAGAUUCCAGGGAUGGAAUUAACUGUGACUAUUUAUGAAGAACCUUUAGUAGUAUACUGCAUUCUUCCAGGACCACUCAAUUAUCUUUCAGUGACAAAACCAGGAAAAGUGGUCCCACUUGAUGCGAAAAUGAGUCAGGACACAUAUGGCCAGAGUUUAGUUACAGGAGAUCAAUCUGAUUAUACUGACCAAGGAUAUUUUCGUCUACAUUUGGAUCAAUACAAUAUUGUUGCAGAUAUGACUUGUCUCACGAAAUACAAAAUCGAUGUAGAUAACUUAGUCAGCAUAUGGGGCAAACAUGAACGUCUGUUGAAUAACCUACUACUCAGAUUUGAUAGAGCUAUGAUAUUAAAUCUUUAUGAAUUCUUUCGUGAACCUUGGGCCUAUGCAUUGUAUCAUGAUCAGUUUAAAAACUUACAUGCUGCAAAUAUGGAAAUACUUCAAAAGCUUACAGUGGAGCAUGGAAAAUCCAUACUAGAAGAUACAGUUAACUUCAUUGAAACACAUAAAUAUGAAAAGGUAUCAGAACAAGAGCAAUAUCAAAUUUUGAAACAAUAUAUUGGCUCUGAAUAUCAGCGAAAAGUUGAACAGGGAAUGCUCGAUUUUAUUUUUACAAAUAGAUCUGAAUUGCCAAUGUAUGCCCAUCCUGAUACUCUUCGCACAAUUUUGGGUAACUUUGAAUCAUGUCCUGAGCAAGAAGUAGAACAUCCUCCUACAAGUACAAAAUAA